Molecule: messenger RNA, 1573 nt
Organism: Paramecium sonneborni
Lineage: Eukaryota; Ciliophora; Oligohymenophorea; Peniculida; Parameciidae
Source: the annotation of a GenBank genome assembly
AUGAAUCCCUUAAGUUUAGGUUGGUAGUAAAAUUUGAUUUAAAUACUAAUAUCAUAUAAUGGUAAGUAUGAAUAGAAUAACAAUCCAACUUAAUAACUAGAUGAGGUUUUUUAGUAGUUUCUUAAAAUUUACUCAAGCAAGUUUUAAUAAAUAGAAUUCGAGCAAACUUUGAUUAGCUAAAGAAUAUUGAAAAUAAGUUAAGAGAAAGUGUAACAAGAGCAGUUAUUGUAGACAUAAGGCUAAAUUUUGGAUAAUAUUAGAGAGUAAAGAGAGUAAUUGCUUUAGAAAUUAGAUUAAAGAGAAUAGGAAUUAAUAAGUUUAGAAAAGGUUUUGGAGAAUAAAAAUAAAAGAGAAUAAGAUUAACAUUAAUUUGAAGAUCUUAAGGAUGGAAUAUUGAUGUGUAAGGAGAAAUGUGUAUUGUUAUAAGAGGAAAAUAUAGAGUUUACUAAAUUGGCUAGUUCUUUGAGAUAGUAAAACGAUUAAUUAAAAAGUAGUUAUUUACAAGUAAACAAUUAAAUAAUAAAUGUUUAGGUACGUUAGACAUAUGAUAACAAUUUAAUUAGAUUAAAUGAGUUACAAUAGCAUGGUUUGAAUUUCAAUUAUAGAAUGAUGAAAUCAACAAAAAUAAUAAAAGACUUAGUUUAAUUAAAUCAAAGUGGAGUAAGUUAAAACAGAAAGACAAAACUUGAAAACUUUGUCAGUAAUUAUUCAUAAUUGGAAGAUACAUGUAUAACAUAAUUAAAUUCAUUUUGAGCACCUUGAAGAAUUAUAUGAGAAUUUGUAAAUAUAGAGAGAUAAUAUUAAUAAAGAGGUUUUAGAAAGUAUUUCUUAACUAAUUUAUAUAAAACAAGAAUUAGCUUAAAUAAAUAUGAAAGAUUCUAGUUUAAAUUCUCCUAGAUAAUAAGACUUAGAAUAAUUGGAUCCAAUAUUGACAUCAGGUGCAUUUAGAUUUAAGACGCAUCAUAAUUUGGGAGAGAAAUAAAUUCGAUAAAGAUAAAUAUCUAAAUAGAAUGAUGAUGAUUUUAGAGCAUUUUCUGAAUUAAAUGAAGAUGAUGAAGUAAAAUAAUCUAGUUCGGAUGAAGAUUAGAAUAAAAAUCAUGAAUUAACAUCUAAUAAAUAACCAUGGUAUUUUAAAUCAGCGGUUCCUAUUAUAAGUAGUAAGAAUUCAGAGAAGAAAUGGGAAACUCAUAGUGAAAUAAAAAAACAUCAUAAGAAUAAAUCUUCGUUUGCUUCUAUUUCCUCAGAAUCCAGUUUCAAUAGAAUGGGUAUGAUGACAUUAAAAGAAGAGUUUCAAAACAUCUAUUAAUAGUAAUAAUUAGAUGAAGAUAUCAAAGAAAAAGAUACUGAAAUGAAUGAUAGUGAUGAUAUUCCAUAAUUAAUUUAACAAGAAUCAAUCAUUUAAGAUUCUACUAUUAUUAUAGAUAAAAAAUCAUAAUAAUUAAAUAAAUCAAAAGAUGAAAUUGAUACAAUAUCAGAACCUAUUAAAAGUGAUCUUUAUAAAAAUUUAAAAAUAGCAGGUGUUUUACUGACUACUUGUGGAAUAGCAGGAUGGCUUUAUAGAAAAUAUUUUUGA